AUGUUGGCCUCCGCGCGCGUAGCGUCCGCCCACGCGCUGUCCGUGGCGUGCAGAUUACCCACCCAGAAGAGGCAUCAUGCGCAUUCCCACGUGUCGCUGCUACAAGGUCGCAAGAACCAUGUAGCGAGACAUAUCUGCCACGCCAGCCACCCCAACAAGACCGAGACCACCACCUCCACUACCACCAUCACAGCAGCCGCAUCAAUAGCAGCAGCAGGUGGCGGUCUGUGGGCACUCCUCGCAGCGCUCCCCAUCCCUGCCGCCCUGGCGGAGACUGCAGCGGAUGCAGACGCGGUGGCGGCAGCGGCGGCGGCGUUGGCGGACGCGUGCUCGCAGGAGCUGGGCGGAGCGGACCUGAACACGGUGAUCGCCGUGGCGUGCGUCGUGCAGCUCAUCGCGCUCAUCGGCGCGGGCGUCGGAGGGUGGGUGGCACGAGUGCGCAAGGCGGAGGUAGAGCGAAUCAACGCGCAGCUGAGGCAGAUCAACAUCAGCCUGCGCAAGCAGGCGCGCGUGGAGUCCUACGCGCCCUCCCUCUCCUACGCCCCCGUCGGCCAGCCCGCCGCCGCCGCCGCUGCUGUGGCUGCUGUGAGCGCGCCACCAGAGGCAGUAAAGAAGGAGGGGGGGACGGUGAUUUCAGAGGAGAAGCAGGGGGUGCUGCGGCUGCUGAAGGAGGGGAAGAGGUACCUGCGCGAGGGGAACAACGCGGCGGCGUUUGUGCAGUUUGAGAAGGGGCUGCAGCAGGCGCUGCGCAUGGGGGAUUGCUUGGAGGAGAAGAAGGCGGCCCGUGGCUGUGGCGCUGCGCAUGGGGGAUUGCUUGGAGGAGAAGAAGGCGGCCCGUGGCUGUGCCUGCCACAGGCGCUGCGCAUGGGGGAUUGCUUGGAGGAGAAGAAGGCGGCCCGUGGCUGUGGUUUCCACCCACUGUGGGCUGGGGCAUCGCUGCAGCGGCAAGGCAAGUAUCGGGAGGCAAUAGCAUACCACCAGAGGGUGCUGGACAAGUCAUGCAGCUCAGGCGAGCAUGCGGGGGACACAGAGGCCCAUGGCACGCACACGUGCUCUCCUUUUCUUGACUUCCCACCACCAUCUCUCACCCUUUCCCCAUUCUCUCCCUCCUGCUUGCCUCCGUCUCCCAUUCGAUCCCCCCCUUUGAUUCCCCCGCUUGUUCCCUUUCUGCUUCUCCAUUUCUCAGGAGCAUCCCUGCAGCGGCAGGGCAAGUACCGGGAGGCGAUAGCGUACCACCAGAGGGUGCUGGACAAGUCGUGCAGCUCAGGCGAGCAUGCGCAGGGGACACAGAGGCCUAUGGCACAGGCACAUGCUCUCCUUUUCUUGACUUCCCACCACCAUCUCUCACCCUCUCCCACUCUCUCCCUCUCAUGUUUCUUCUUGCCUCGCUCUCCUUCUAUUGUCCCCCUUGUUUCCUGUCCUCCCCGCCAUUCCCCAGGCGCAUCACUGCAGCGGCAGGGCAAGUACCGGGAGGCAAUAGCGUACCACCAGAGGGUGCUGGACAAGUCGUGCAGCUCAGGCGAGCAUGCAGGCGACACAGAGGCGUAUGGCGCCAUUGCUGACUGCUACACUGAGAUUGGGGACCUUGAGAACGCCGCUAAGUACUAUGACCGGUACAUUUCCCGCAUGGAGUCUGACGAUGAGGACCAUUAG
This is a messenger RNA of Closterium sp. Naga37s-1, 1653 nucleotides long. Lineage: Eukaryota; Viridiplantae; Streptophyta; Zygnematophyceae; Desmidiales; Closteriaceae. The record is from the annotation of a GenBank genome assembly.